Messenger RNA from Ictalurus punctatus (channel catfish), 7121 nucleotides. It is a transcript of the gene slc2a3b, whose product is annotated as solute carrier family 2 member 3b. Gene Ontology annotation, biological process: monosaccharide transmembrane transport; response to insulin. The record is from RefSeq and is a predicted model, not a curated record. Gene Ontology annotation, cellular component: basolateral plasma membrane; apical plasma membrane. The transcript has 12 exons. NCBI's taxonomy places the organism in Eukaryota, Metazoa, Chordata, Actinopteri, Siluriformes, Ictaluridae. The coding region runs from base 3272 to 4879 and encodes 535 amino acids. Gene Ontology annotation, molecular function: hexose transmembrane transporter activity.
UUAUAUAAAAUAUGGGUUAUCUUUCUAAAACACAUCCUUAUGCUAGUUCACUAGCUCUGACACUAAUGGAACUGCAACAGGUCAAUUCAAUUAUUAUGUUAUACUUUUUGCUGUAGACUGAAGACGUUUGGGUUUUAGAUCAAAAGAUAAAUAUGAGGAGAGUUAAGAAUUUAAGCUUUUGUUUCCUGGUGUUUGUGUGUGGUAAAUGAUAGAACAUGGCACAUUUUGUAUCAGACCACCCAAUUUGUAGGCAAGUAAAAAUACUGGAACAUGAGACUAACAGUUUCUUGUUACCCUGAUGUGUCCUGUUAGAUUUAUCAUUUAAACAAUAAAUAGCUCUGAACAUCUACUCUUAGUUUUAGCCGUCAGUUUCACCUGUGAAGACUGCAUUUAUUGUUUAAAAAGGAUAAGCCAACAUGAAGACCAGAGAGCCGUCUAUGGGAGAAAAGCAAGCCAGCUUGAAGCCGAGAACAAAAGGAAAAUCUAUCAGAGGCACUACAUGGGGCAUAGCCAAUACAGAAACUUGGAAUGACCUGAAAAAGAAAGAAACCACUGGUGUACUGAGCAAUAGACACCAAAUAAGUGGGCCGAGGAAAACGGCUGAUGACAAACGUUGUGAGCGCUGUUAAGAAAACCCCAAAAGCAGUCAGUGACCUCAAGGUCCUCCCCAGGGCAGGGGUGAAGGUAUCACAAUCCACUGUUUCAAGAAGACUUUGAGAGCAGAAAUAUAGAGGCCAUAUCACAAGAUGCAAACCACUCAUCAGCAAUGUGAAUUCACCAGUUGGGAGUUCACAAAGACAUACAGAGAUGAGCCAAAAAUGUUGAUGUAACUCAUGACGGUAGCAGCAGAAUGAAUGUAGAAGUUUACAGGAACAUCUUGCCUGCCAAUUUACACAGAAAUUCAUAAAAAUUAAUCGGGAGGAACUUUAUCAUGCAACAAAACAAUGAUUGGAAACACACUGCCAACACAACAAAGGACUUUAUCAGUGGGGGAAAUGUGAAGGCUUUUAGACUGGUCAAGUCAAUCACCAGCCCUUAACUUAAAAUCCAGCAUGCAUUUCACCUCCAGGAGGGUAUUCCAGAAAGCAAGGUUAUCUUAGCUUUACAUAAACCCUGAACUCUAGGUUGAUUAACCCAAACAACGCUUACUCUGGGGUUUCCAGUUCCAGAACACCUGUGAGGAGUAAGCUCAAUCAACCUUCUCCUGGUAACUCAGAGUUAACGCAUAUGCACAAUAAGUAUAUGUAGACCUUGUCAAUGGAUCAGGAUCAGGAGUCACCAUGGAAACCAAGGGUGAGAAAGUGAGCUGCAUACUUUAGCAAAGCAGAAUUAUGAGGAAUAUAAGCCACUUAUAACAAAAAGAAAGCAACAUUGCUGUAUCGGACAGUCAGUUGGUUUGAAAAAAAGUAACGGAUUGAGUAAAUGCACUAGUUUAUAUGUUCAUAAAUAUCUGAAAACUUUCAUUGUGAAGCAAAAUCGAACUCUGAUCCUAUUAGACCCGUGCCAUAACAUUUAAUAGAUAUGCCUUUACUUUUAGCCCUCCAUCAAUUUAUUAACAUUGUACACAGUACUAAUAAUAUAGUAGGCUUUACAUUUUAUCAGGUGUAAUCCUUCAGGACCCAAUUCAAAAUGAAACACAAACAUUCUCCAAAAAGAUAUUUCAUAAAUUUCUUCAUGAAAUAUAAGAAUCAUCUUUUUUUUAACAGAUAUUUUCUUACACUUGCUAAUGGACACAUUGUAUUAAUUGACCCUUCUGCAACAGCACAUACUGCCACAGUUGUAAGUGAUUAUUGUGUUCAGGUAUUGUUUGUUUGCUAGACCAUUAGUAAUGUGUACUGUAGGAUGAAGAUGAAGAGACCACCUGCUUUGACAGAAGUACAAACUGAAGAUGCUGGGAGGCCCACAGAGGUAUAACAUAUAAUGCAUUCCCUUUAUUUAAAGAUGUGAUUUAUUAAAACUUGUCAUCGUUACCUUAAAGAUUAUGGCUGGGGAUUCCUGUACAGAAGAGGCUCCAUCUACCUCGACACAGAAUCUUGGCAGUGUAAAAAUUUACUUCAGUCGCCCUGGUUCAAAAUAUCUGGUCUGUGUAUGUAUUACAGACAUUUAUGUUAUCAGUCAUACUGAAUUAUCAUUCAUUAAUUUCCUAGCUGCCUUCAAAGGAGCUGUAUAAUGUGAAUGCACUGUCAGCUGUCUGAAACAAACUAACCCUGGAACAUAACCUGCUUCAGAGUUGAUUAUGUUCAGAGAGUAAGUUGCUAUGGCUGUUUACAUACCCUGAAAGUUACCUCUGUUUUUGGAACCGAAAUUCUUACCCAGGUAAGUCGCAUAACUUGCUUUCAGGAAUACCCCCUUGAAGGGGAGACUGAAAGGAGAAACCCCCAAAAAACACAAACAACUGAAAGAGGCAUAUCUAUCUUUUGAUUUCAAAUGUCUUUUUGGUUUAUAACACAAACAAACAAAUUGGCUGUACCAUUCCUCUUAAAUUUGGAGAGAAUUGUAUAUUGUUGACAUUAAUUAAGGAAUGUAAAAAUUAAAGAAAUUGAAAUGACCUAAACCCAUGUAUUAAGCCAAAUAAAACUAAUAAUUAAUUUAUAAUCAUUCCUUUUGCGAUUACAGAAAUUAACACAAACUCAAGGAAACGCAGCAAUAUUCAGAGGCGCUGGCAAUUUUUCAAAAUUUCCACAGAUUUUUCAAAGAUUUGGGCCAAGACACGUGUGACGUCAUCACAACACACAUUCAACCAAAGCCCUCUUCGAUUCACGUAUGUUGAACACGAGUAUAGCAAAAGGUCACAUUUAAAAACAGAGAAGCAAUUGCAAUUUCAUCAAUUCUAUUAUUUUUCACAAAAAUGCACAAAAUACUCUGCAAAUUGCGUCGAAAAUGUUGAAAAAUCAGCAAAAUCUAGCGUUUUUGGCCGCAGCAAUCACGAAAAAACUGCGAAAUCCUGUACAGACUGUAUAAGAAAAGAAGUGCUGUGGUGUGAAAUAUUUUUUGGCAUAGAAAUAUUUUCCACUUCUGUUUUUCUGCCUUUACCAUGAUCUUUCGUUUUGAGUAAAAAAAAAAAUAAAUAAAUAUGCAAAAUUUCUACUUCUGUUUCUGACUUCACCCUGGUUGUUUACUUCGUUGUCACAGCUCUGUGCACUUGAAGUUUUGUAGGUGUCGCCUAAAUGUGAAAGAGCUGUUCUGGGAAUGUUCUUCGCAUGUUUCGAGAAGUAGUUUGUGCAGCUGACAGACAAACUUCAUAAGUUUGGAUUUUGUAACCAGUGUCUAGAUGGAGAAGAUGGGAGAUGGCAACAAAAGAAAGGUGACUGGUCACUUGUUGUUCUGUGUGUCCACGGCAGUCAUUGGCUCUCUGCAGUUUGGCUACAACACAGGAGUCAUCAAUGCACCUUAUUUGAAAAUACAGGCCUUUUUUAGGAAUGCUUCUCUAGAGCGCUACGGCCAAGCCAUGGAAGUCUCCACCAUUACUACUUUGUGGGGUUUUGCUGUAGCUAUAUUCAGUGUUGGUGGCAUGGUUGGUGCUCUUUCUGUAGGAGCUCUGGUCAACAAGUUCGGGAGACGUAAAUCUAUGCUCCUGUGCAAUAUCUUGGCUCUGAUCGGGGGUGGACUGAUGGGCUUGUCCAACUUGUCCCGAUCGUAUGAGAUGGUGAUUCUUGGCCGCUUGGUCAUUGGCAUCUUCUGCGGUUUCUAUACAGGACUGACACCAAUGUAUGUGGGGGAAAUCGCACCAACAGCACUGAGAGGAGCGUUUGGCACCCUUCACCAGUUAGGCGUUGUUGUUGGCAUACUCAUAGCUCAGAUCCUAGGUUUGGACAGCUUGCUAGGUUCUCAAGAUCUUUGGCCACUGCUGCUGGGACUGACGGUGUUGCCUGCAGUACUGCAGAGCAUCAUGCUGCUGUUUUGCUCAGAGAGUCCCAGAUACCUGUUCAUCAACCUGCAGCAGGAGGACAAGGCUCGCGAAGUGUUGGUGCGUCUUUGUGGAAAUGCCGAUAUUGAGGAUGAUGUUCGGGAGAUGAAAGAGGAAGCCAAUAAGAUGGCCAUGGAAAAAAAAGUUUCCAUCCUGGAGCUGUUCCGCAACCCAUUUUUCCGGCAGCCUAUCAUCAUCGCCAUCGUCAUGAACCUCUCUCAGCAGCUGUCUGGAAUCAAUGCCGUAUUUUAUUACUCUACAGAAAUCUUCACGAAGGCAGGUAUCACCGAGCCAACAUACGCCACUAUCGGAGCGGGAAUAGUCAACACUAUCUUCACCGUGGUCUCUCUCUUUCUGGUGGAGAGGGCAGGACGAAGGACACUUCAGAUGAUUGGAUUGGGUGGAAUGGCCGUUUGUGCUCUUGUCAUUACCAUCGCUCUUCAGUUAUUGGUGGACCCAUGUGGACAACAAGAAGAGAAUCUUUCUGGAGCUCCAGUCCCGCUUGACUGCAAUAGAACCAUGGAGGCAACACCAGAUGGGAGUAAAAUUCCACCGGCAAGCUACGUGGCCAUCGUGGCUGUUUUUGGGUUUGUGGCAACUUUUGAGAUUGGACCAGGGCCAAUCCCAUGGUUCAUAGCAACAGAACUCUUUGCUCAAGGUGCACGACCAGCUGCUGUCGCUGUGGGCGGUUGCUCCAACUGGACGGCUAACUUUCUGGUGGGUCUGUGCUUCCCGCUCCUGCUGCGCCUGUGUGGACCAUAUGUCUUCAUCAUUUUCCUCGUCCUCCUUGUAUUGUUCUUCCUGUUUACCUACUUCUGGGUUCCUGAGACCAAAGGCCGGACCUUUGAGGACAUUGCCAGUGGAUUCGCUAGAAAGGGAGCUUCCGGCCCCACCCAGUCCUCCCGGACAGAAGGCGGGGCCAGUGUGUCAGUGUCUUCCCCUACAGAGAAAGUUGCAAUGGUGGAAUUUUAGUGGACAGGAGGCCGGCAAAACUGGUGCUAACCCAUAGAGCUCACGCUAUAGGUUUCAUUUAAACUUCUUACAUCUUCUUACAAGCACCAGAGAAGAGCAGAAGAGAGUCAGUCUAAAGGCUAGUCUAAGUUCUAAACGAGAAGGCCCAUAAUGAUACCCACAUGGGGCAGAUUUAUUAAAGGAAGCACUAAACAGAGCUGCUGUAGCUACUAUGAUGGCGUGUAUUGCCAGUUUAGAGGGCAAUCCACUAGAGACGUGCAUACAAAUGAAUACAGCCUCACUUUGCCCUAAUUAACAAAUGCCUGGAGCAACAUAAACCCUUUUUAAUGCAAGCCUUUGUGUCUGAAAUUAAAUGAAGGAAUUGUACUACUAUGCUUUGGGACUCCUAUUGUUCUACUAUUUCUUAAUCUCUCUAAUAAUUCAUAACAGUUCAUACAAUUUGGCAUGUAAUAUGUUCGCAUUUUGGUUUCUUCAGGGAUCCAAAUCAAUUUAGAAACAACAAGAGCCAUUUAUGACCUGAAAUAAGCAAAAGGCUUUCAUGCACAUUAAGUACCGCAUACAAAGACAAAGUAAAUAUUUACUCUCAGCCUUUAAAAAUCUGAAUAAUUUCUUCAUUACAGUGAUCUCCACUCCGCAUUUUACACUUUGAGACAGAAAAAAAAAAAAAAAAAAAAAGAUUUUCCCUACUUUAUAUGAUCAGCUCAAUUGAUCUAAUAAGCAUAAACAUAAACAUAUCUUUAAAAGUCAUUGUUAUAAACCACAAUGAGGUUAUUUUCUCCCUAGAGUAGUAAGGUGAAAUACUCCAUGUCCCAUUCCUUCACUAUCUUUUAUUCAUUCUCCCACCUGCACACCCACAUACACCUUCCACCAGGAAACAAGGAUAUAUUGGAUAUUACAAAAUAAAUAUUAAAACAGUAUUUCUAUAAAUUUUGAAGUGACGGCAUGUCACGUUGGACAAAUCAUAUAUUUAAUGGAAUAAAGGCAAAAGCAAAAAAAAAAAAAAAAAAUCAGUGAUUUUAUAUCCAACGUGGUUUUAUAUUAGACAGCUUUUAAUAGCAUGCAUCUGUUUAUUAAAUUCACACACAUCAGUCAUGUAUUUGACAGUGCAAGCAUCAAUAAAUCUGCCCUUUGUGUAAAAAGUGGCCAGUCUUCCACCCAAUUUAAGUCAAAAUACUAAAGUUAAAAAUUUUUUUUUAUAAACACAUCAAAGUCAUUGUCAGUCUCAGGAACAGGUUAUAACAGAACAAAACGGUUCUUAUAACUGGUGCAUUUACUACAAAACUAUAUUCACAGUAGUGUAGAGAGAGUAAUUUACUGAUUUAUUAUUAAAUAUUCUUCACGUAAUAUAAUGUAUUGAGGUACACCACCAUGUGUGACGGUUAAAUCUAUUUUCUUACAAUUGAGCACGUUUAAACAUGAAAAUGUAAAUGUUUAAAACUAUAAAAUAUCAUACAAUAUUUAUUUGAAGUGGAAAAUUGUGAAAUUGUCAUUGUAUUUGUUAACUUCAGGCAUACUUGGAUGGUUCUGAGGCACUUUUCUUCACCCCGUAAGAUUACUUACUAGGAUCGCCUUGCACUAUAGGUAAUAUACUCUAUUGUUCCGAGUGUCCUUACCUGUGGAUAACACGGAGCAUACUGUAUGCAAUUUAUUAGCUGUGAAUGUUUAUUAUUAUUUAAUGGUUAUUAUUAUUAAUGUCUUAAAAAUGUUUUUUUUAUUCCAUUGUUUAUUGCUUGAAAGACUGCAAAUAAUAUUUUCACAUUUUAAAUCAACUCUGCGAUCAUAAAUCAUGUUUUAUAUAAUGCAAUUUGCAGACGUUUGUGAGUAAAUUUUAAUGACCUCUACAAUGAACAUAACCUUAUACAUUACAUAUUUCUGUAACAACAAUAGUAGUAAUAAUAAUAAUAAUAAUGCACAUUUAUAUUUUAUUCGCUGUUUAUUUGCUGAAGCUAGCAGAUUAAGCUUAAGAAAUUUUUUUAAUUGAAAAAAAUAGAAAAAUUAAGAAAACCAUAAAGAUUGUCAACUAUGCUCAAAAGUUUAUUUUUUUCCUCCAUUUUUUGUAUGCCAUAUAAUGACAUUUUAAAAAUAAACAAAUAAACAAGAACUGUUUCAAGCAUAGUUUACAUUAUGCAGAACUGAAGCUACACUGCUACUGCCCAGUUUAUUAAACUUAACUACGUUUCUUGUUUGUUUGUGUGUUUUCCCUAUUAAUUAUGAAUGAAUAAAAUACUUCAAUAUUUCACAA